Aspergillus fumigatus Af293 is the source of this 648-nucleotide messenger RNA. The record is from RefSeq and is a predicted model, not a curated record. Lineage: Eukaryota; Fungi; Ascomycota; Eurotiomycetes; Eurotiales; Aspergillaceae.
AUGCCCUCCCCCCUAACAACGACCCUAAUCCAAUCCACCCUCCUCAACGCCCUCUCCAACAUCCUCGCCCAAAUCAUCGCCCAGCAUAAAAAAGACGGCCCGUUCACACUCAACACCCUGGCCCUCCUCCAGUUCCUCACCUACGCCAUUAUCAUCGUCCCCAUUAACUUCUCCUGGCAGAAGUAUCUGGAGGCGAGAUGGCCAGGGUUUCCUGGGAGGAAGGGCAGGAGUACGCCUACUGCUGUUGCUGGCGCCGAGGCGAAGACUGGCGCUGUGGUGGUGACGGUUGAGUCGGCGGAUCUGCUCCCUGUUAAGGAGAAGGUGGAGGAGAAGCAGCGGGUAUCUGCAGCACGACCACGACCACGAUCACGAUGGCGCUGGCGCUCGCGGUCGCGGUUGCGGUCGCGCUCCGGACUGGGCAAUUUCCUAAUGAAGUUCGUCCUCGAUCAGACGGUUGGGUCGGUGAUGAACAUCCUCUUGUUUAUUGUUUUGAUUAAUGUGCUCAAGGGGGUGGGGUGGAGCAGGAUUGGAGAGUUGAUCUAUGAGGUACGCUUGGUCCAUUUCGUUAUAGGUCCUUUUCAUGGAGAAAAAAUGGUGAUUGAAGUAAUGAGGGUAGGACUUUGGGCCGAUCAUGGUUGCGCGGCUUAA